Molecule: messenger RNA, 777 nt
Organism: Arabis nemorensis
Lineage: Eukaryota; Viridiplantae; Streptophyta; Magnoliopsida; Brassicales; Brassicaceae
Source: the annotation of a GenBank genome assembly
AUGGUCGCCGCUGCCAUCGCUAGUGACUCUCCUCUACCAGAUUCGCCUGAUCCUCCUGACCCACCCUCCAUCCUCGACCACUCUUCCUUUCCCGACCAAUCUCCCAUCUCUCCUCCACCGUUUCAAAGUCAGAUCUACUUACUGAUCUGUUCUGUGUCCCGAUUUGAGCUUCUCUCGACUAGGUAUGUCUCUAGCCUCUCGUUAUCCUUCUCUCAAGGUCCUAGAUUUCGUUGUGCUGGAGCUGAGAUGGUUAAUAGAUUUGUUAGAGUCUUUCAAGGGAAUUGUGUGUCUAGUAAUCAUAUCUCUCGGGUGGAGAAUGCAAACUUUGUAGUUGAAAUCAACCCUACUCUCACUGAUAGAGUCUCUAUUCCUAAGAUUUUGUUCACAAAUCCCUUGGUGUUUGUUAAGGGUUCUUUCACUCAACUGCCUUGUGUGUUUGUGGGAGAGAAUUGCCAUAUUUACUCUUUGGUAGAGUGUUAUGUUCUAUUAAAUUCUCCUUUUGGUGGAAAUUGUUUUAUAGCAGGGAAGAAAAUCUUGGACUUCAGUUUGGAGGUUAAACAAGAUUCUCAUUCGGUUACUGCUAGUCUCGUGGAAGCUCUAGCCAUGGUUGCAGCCAUCGCCUCAGCAUCGACGAUGGAGAUCCCACAUCUUCAUGUGGAAUUGUUGCUUGUGUGGAAUACUAAUGAAAUGAAAGAGUUUGAGAUUGUGUUCAAGAAAAAUAAUUUUCCUAGAAAAGGAGGUGAAUGUUCUAUCAAUGGUAGAACACACAAAACAUAA